GUCAUUUGACACGAAGGACCCAAACAAACUGCCGUCGACUGCUGUCUGCUGCUGAACAGCUAACAUUACAGGCUAUGCUACAGCAGAGCACAGGCUGGUAACGUUACAUUGGAGGAGGCUCAUACAGGAGCGAAAACAGCUGAGUCUUUGGCAGCACUGGAGUAUUCUCGGGGAUGCCGAAGAAGUUCCAGGGUGAGAACUCCAAGUCUGCCACUGCGCGGGCCCGAAAAGCAGAGGCCAAGGCUGUCGCAGACGCGCGCAAGCAGAAGGAACUUGAGGAUGCGCUAUGGGAAGAUAAUGACAAACAUGUGAUGAGGAAAGAACAGCGUAAGGAGGACAAGGAGAAGAAACGCCUGGAGGCUCUGGAGAGGAAGAAGGAGAACCAGAGGCUCCUGGACGAGGAGGAUGCCAGGGUGAAGGGCAAGGCCAGGGAGGCGGCGGCGGCGGCAGCGGCCGCCGCACAAGGAUCCAAGGUGACCCGAGCUCAGAUCGAGGAGACGCUGCGUAAGGAGCAAGAGCCGAAGCCAGCAGAGGUCAAGGAGAAAGAGAAGAGUCACCUUGAGACGCCCUUGGAGGAGAAUAUAAACCGGAUCAUCCCGGAAGAGGGGUCCGUCGAGGCCAGAACCAUCGAGGAUGCUAUCGCAGUGCUCAGCACGAAGGAGGAGACGGACCGGCAUCCUGAGCGGAGGAUGAAGGCGGCGUUCACUGCCUAUGAAGAGGUCAACAUGCCACGCUUGAAGAAAGAGAAUCCCAACAUGCGUCUGUCGCAGCUCAAACAGCUGCUAAAGAAAGAGUGGACCAAGUCCCCCGAGAACCCUCUGAACCAGCGCUUCACUUCUUACAACACCAAGUGAACAGCCAACCGAUCGGCCAACCAAUCAGGAAACAGUGGCAACAAGGAUGACUUAACAAGAACUGUUUAACUAUGCACACAACACCCCAAACUGAAAUCAUCCCUAUUGACUGUAUUAUUAAAUUCCCAUAGAUUUCUAAUAGAGGCUGCAUGUUCACUGACGGUUCAUCUCAAUACAAGUAAACUGAUCACACGCAUCUCUGCCGCAUCUACCCAAUAGUAAUCAGGUUCGCAAGUGCCAUUUAAACACACACUAUCUCUCUGUCUAUCCCUCUCUCUCUUUCUCUCCCAGCACUGGCAUAUAUAUUAUAUAUGUAUAUUUAUAUAUAAUAGAUGCAAAACUUACUUAUUAUUUGACUAACUGAGGUUCUAUUGCAGUCCAAUGGCGCUACAGAGAAACGUGACUGAGAGAGAAAGAGCGUCAAGUAUAGCUGAAGAAGUUCGUACAUUCUUCUGUAACACACACACACACACAGUCGAUUCAAUAUCCCUUGGAUCUCUCCACCAAACCAUUUGGCCUAUUGAGAAAACACUGGCCAUUUGGCCAUAUUCGACCAUAUUGAGAUAACACUGACUGGAUCAUCACUCCUCUCCAUAUCACUUGUCCUGCUUCACACAAGGCCACGGAUGUGCUGCUGCCUAACAACCUCGACCUUGGAAGACGCCCAUCAUGGUUAUCAAAACAAACAAACAAACAAACAAAAAAACACAAACACACUGAAAGUGAUAGGAAGUUUUUUUUUUUCUUUCUGCAGGCCCAUUUACACAAUGGUGUGGGACUCCCCACUAUACCCAUAACAUCCUCUCUGCAGUGUUUGCCAGUCAUGGGGGACUUGUAAAUAUUGCAAAGGUUUGUAUAACACUUGGGUUGCAUUUGUCCACUUGGGACACACGAAAAGAAAGGAAGGGGGUGGGGGGGUGGGAAGACACGAAAGGAAAUUGAUGACCUUUUUCCAUCUCGUUGGGCUGAUAUGGGAGAGAGUUUCCAUUGAGCGAGCUUUACAAGCCUGCGGUCGGCAGGUCUGCCAUAUGCUGGCGUUAGUCGUGCGCACCACCUGGCGAGAUCCAUUUGUCGGGGCAUCUGGAGAGCGGCGCUACUGCCAACACUCUGCACAAGGCUCCCCUUCAUCCGCCAUGUGCAUCACUCGCUUUAGCUGCUCCGCUCCUGCCUCAGCCAAUCCGCAGAAACGUAAAAAACAGACAGGCCAACAGAAAUGUAAAAAAAAAAAUAACGCAACUGAGAAGAUAAUGAAAUUUGUGAUAAAGGUAAAACCCAUGCGCUUAUGUACAGGAUUUUUUUUUUUUUUUAAUAGUAGAUUUUAUUCGCUAAUUGAUUUUUGGCGUGUUUGGCUCUUAACAUGGCGUGAUAGAAGCUAACUGACCUCAACUUGGCACUUGUAUCAGAUGAGCUUUAAGGACGUGGAGAUGGGUGGAAAGGAGAAGAGAAGGAGGUGGUGGAUAAAGCGCAUCCCACCUUGUCACUCCAACCCCCCCCCCCCCCCCCCCCACUACUCAGCCACCACUCACAGUCAUCUUCCUUUUUUUAAUUAAGCGGCCAAAUCAAUAAUGUCCUUCAGUUGGGGCUCAAAUGGAUGGCGUCCCCUUUGAGGAAUGGAUAGCCUGUGGAUAGAGAUCAAUGCUAUCGUGACGGGACCCCUCCUUCCUCCCCACCUGCUCACCGUUGUGGAACUGCACCACUACUUUCCCAGUUCCAAACCUCAUCCACAAAACAGGAAAACAAGGGCAUUUCACCAUCUCGUGUCCCACCCCCUAAAUCCACAAAAUAUAUACAGAAUAUAUACAUAUUUCUUUCUGUCUUCCUUGCUGGGACUUGUGUUGGUGAUGCAAGCCUUUUUUUUUCUUUUUCAUGGAAGGAGCUUGGAGGAUUUGCAUAUGGUCCUGGCAUGUAAAAUGUCUCAUUCUUACCCCCUGAUUGCUGCCAGAGUGUCCAUGAGUCGGAGAUGCCUUCACACUGGCUGAAGCACAUCCAUAAAGCAGGAACAAGGAAUAUUCAGUGUGAUGUUACAAGUUCAGGAAUGCCUUAAUUUAUUUACUCUACAGCGAUUUAAUCCAUGGACCCACACAAAACAUGUUGGUGGAGUACUGUACAACACUCAUUGAGUUUGGUGAUUUCUAGUUAACAAAUUCUGCAUCCGUAACAAAGCUGACUUGGACGCUUUAAAUGACAAAUGUGAAGAGUGGAAUACCUGCUCCCCUAUGUUGACUGCAUCUCAUGGAAGCACCAAUAAAGUUGAUAAAGGUA
This is a messenger RNA of Sardina pilchardus (European sardine), 3116 nucleotides long. RefSeq names its product coiled-coil domain containing 124 (gene ccdc124). Lineage: Eukaryota; Metazoa; Chordata; Actinopteri; Clupeiformes; Clupeidae. Gene Ontology annotation, cellular component: nucleus. Gene Ontology annotation, molecular function: transcription coactivator activity. Bases 174 to 854 code for a protein of 226 amino acids. The record is from RefSeq and is a predicted model, not a curated record. The transcript has 5 exons. Gene Ontology annotation, biological process: transcription by RNA polymerase II.